Molecule: messenger RNA, 7099 nt
Organism: Silurus meridionalis
Lineage: Eukaryota; Metazoa; Chordata; Actinopteri; Siluriformes; Siluridae
Product: PH and SEC7 domain-containing protein 1-like
Exons: 17
Coding region: 2209-5163 (984 amino acids)
Biological process (GO): regulation of ARF protein signal transduction
Molecular function (GO): protein binding; phospholipid binding; guanyl-nucleotide exchange factor activity
Source: RefSeq, a predicted model, not a curated record
CCGGGUAGGGCGAGCGUGUGUUUGCGGCGUGGUGCGCGUGAGCGCGCGCCUAGUUGUCUAGAGUGGUUGAGUUACACAGGAGGCUUUUUCCCCUCUCCUUCUUUCGCCGGUUGAAGUCAAGAAUAAAGCAUGCUGAGACCGGACUCGAAAUGCAGAUAUAACGGAGGAGAGAGUCAGCCACCUGCCUGCUAGGAUAAACACAUACAUUUACAUACGCGCGCGCGCACACUCACAUAUAUACACACACACACUGUUGGGCAGACAGGGAUAAGCAGAAAACCUGGCCGAACGAUGCGGACUGCAGUGGCGCUUCCCGGCUUUACGCAUUCCCGCAUUCCGCACACGCACUCAUGACAAGGACGCGAGCCUCCUAAACACCUUUUAACACCAUCCUCCGAAUAUGGAUGGAUUCAAUAUCUGUAAAAUAUGGAUUUGAUUAUUAAGCAACCCCAGAGUUGUAUCUAAAUGGCUUAAAAGAAGGGGAAAGAAAGAAUCAGAUUCUCAGUAUAUCUAACACCAUGCCUUGAAGUAAAUGUCAAUAUGAUCUGCCUCACUGCAUGAUGGCACCUUAAAUGACCAAGACUGACCUGAUGAGAUUUUGACCAAGUUAUUACAGAAGGUAUCAUUGGCUCUCAGCUGUGUCACCUGAGCCAUGCGGAAGUGUUUCACAUCCACUCCUCCACCCAAAUCCAUCCAUCCACAGGCUAUACAUCAUCAGCAACUAUCCCCACAAUCCACACCUACUCACAAUUUUCCUCCAGAGAAGCUGAACCAGUGUGUGAGCAUUGCACUGAGUCACAGAAUGGCUAGUAAAAAUGUGAAAAAGCACCACUCAUCCUAUUCCUCAACUUCAGUGCCAGUCUCUGGCCCAGGAACUCCUUCUCGAGGCUCCCAACAACCUCAUGGCUCAACUCAGCCAUUAGAGCUUGGUCAAACAUCUGUAGUUACCUUCAGCUACAUUGAGAAGGCAAAAGUCAAGCAACUGGAGAGUCCACACAAUGUCUUGAGGGUGCAAAGAGAAACUGCUCAGCCACAUAAGAAUGAUCUGGAUUUUGCUGUCUCCUCAGGCUCCAUCAGCAAUAAUAGUCCUUUUCACCAGCAGGCGGGCUCACCCGCUCUCAACCGAAUCACUGUGGACUGUGGAGUCACAGUGGGUCGAGCAGCCACUCAAAGGGCCCUAGAGGAUUUUGGGUCACCCCAACUAAGGUCCAAAUUUGCCCAUGGGUCAGACUGGAGUCCAAAGCCGAAACACAACCAGCAAGUGCAAUGUCAGUCGUGGGCAGGAUCUCCUGGACAAGACAAUAAUUCACACAACCAUGAAAAAGACAGACCGAGUGCACCAUAUAGCCCAUCACAAAUCCCAGUUUCAAACUGUUUGUCAUCCCACACGGAACACUCCAACCUCUCAUUAGAGCAAAACUCCAUUCCCAAGGUACAGCAAGAUCAAAACUUACACCAGCUAUCUCAUGAAGGCACAUCCAGUGGGGUGGAUGGCACUCUCUCAGGUCAGAAGGGCAAUUUGUUGAUCACUAACGCACAUUCUGAAGGUCUAAACCAGCUCAGUGGCAGCAAUACCACCUCAGCAUUAAACAGUCCAGAGGUAGCACGUAAGCUUGCAGAGGAAGCCACCAAAAUCUCUGUUAUUUUUGAUGAUCUCAGAAAGUCACCUGCCCGCAAUGCUUUUGGAGUCCAGAGUGAGCUAGGCAGCCCCAAACAAUUUCAAAACUGCCCCUCCGAAAAUCGGAGCCCACUAAUGAAAAUGAACAUCCCUUUACAUGGGAUGCAUUCUGAUCUUCCCCUAACAAAUGGGGCGACCUCUUGCUCAUCUACAACAGAGUCCUUAGCCAGUCAUAGCCUUGAAAGGGGUGAGCAAACCUUCUAUAGCUCAAUACCCAUAGCACAGUACCCUGACCCCCAGCUUUACCCUCUCAUGCAGUGCGUCCAUGGCUAUCUAAAGGGGUGAAGGACUCACCCUUGCGGGAUCCUCGUGUGCUUUGGGGAGACUUGUCAAGCACAGACAGUCCCACACUGCAUAGAAGAAGGCUUCCACAGUACACAGGUGAAGUCUGGUACCAUCAUGAUGCCUGGGACCUCUACCCACAUGGGCACAGGGAGAUCAGGGAUCAGCCUGUGUCUGACAGUGUGGAAAUCUCCCGGAGACUUCUAAUUGGGGAACAUAUUGAAGAAGCACCAGUUAGUUGGACCUUUAUGCAGAGGUGGCGUGAGCAGGGAGAAAAUGAACUGCAAAUUAUUAACCCAGUCCAGAAAUUAGGGGACAGCAUGUCAGGAGAAGUGGAGGACCAAGGUGUUGAAAAAGGCACAAGGGAACUGCUGACAGGGCAUGAGACAGGGACUUCGAAACAGGAACAAAAGCAGGCAGAAUGGAGACGAAGACAAGCUUUGCUACUUGGUCCUGUUGUACUAGAUGAAGAGAAUGAGGAAAGAGCAGAGGUGGAGCAGAAUGGCGUACCAACUUCAUCUCCAAGCUCCAGUGGUGUCACAGGGAGUUUGGGAGAUCAUGAGUGUCUCUCACCUGAAUCCAGCAAUAACAGUAACCAGACCGAACAUGCCAGCUCAGGUAUCCAGUCUGAUAGUGGCUCAGCUGUACUGGGGCCAUCUCUGCACUCCCAGAAGAUUGCUCGAGCCAAGUGGGAGUUCUUAUUUGGAACCACAACAGAUACCGUCUCCAGUGAACAAGAAAAGAAGCUGUGCACUGCACCCCCUAGCUGCCUCUCCACCCCAACUCCACCCAAUUACCUACCACUACAGGAAGCUGCUCUCCGUGCCAAUCAUGACGUGCAGCGAGUUGAGGUGGAGCUUGUGACCCCUCCACCUGCUGCUCCAGGCACCUCCCCAAAAACAGGCAUAAUUCGUCGGACAUUGAAGUACUCCGAGACAGAUCUAGACGCAGUCCCCUUGCGGUGUUAUUGGGAGACUGACAUUGACGAGGUAUUACUGGCUGACAAGGAUGACUCUGACUCAGCUUUCGGGAGCAACCGUAGCGUGAUGGGCACCUCCGGUACAGGGAGCAGUCCACUGGGAGAAACAGCAUACAAGGGAACAGAUGGAGAGGAGGAGGACGUGGUGGAAGAGGAGAAGGAGGAUGUGGCCAGCUGGGCGAGUGUUCGCUCACAGUGUGAUAUGAGGAGGCAACAGGCCAGUCAAAAGCAGGAUGAGGAAGAGAUACUUAGCAUGCUGUUCAAGAGGCCCUGUUUAAAUAACGGUCACUCAGCUCUGAAAUCACCUGUUCUUGUAAAAGGUCCCCCCCAAACUUCGGGUGACCACAUGGACACCUUUAGUCACCAUUUUGAGAGCAUCCUGGAGUCUCAGCGAGCAAAAGGCACCUCCUACAACAGCCUGGAGAGCCUGGAGCUCAUGACUUCCAGUUCUCAGACCAGGCUGACAUUUGACCUCCCAACCCUGACCCCACAGGUGAAGGCUCAGAUGUAUCACAGUGCACGGCAGAUCGUGGAGCUGAGCUUUGCCCCCCUUGCACAUGCCGAGAUGCCCAGUGUGUCUGAGUCGGUUCUGACCAUUACAGGGGACACGGAUGCAACAAGGGCACCGUCUAGCGAACGGCUCAGCAGUGGCUCGGACGACAGAUCAGCUGGACACAGCUGGACCAGUGACAAUUUGUUUAUACUGCCUAGGGAGAAAUCUCCACGACUGGCUACAAAUGUGGUCUUGAAUCAGGAGCUGAAUGAGCGUUUGGGACUGGGAAGCAACGACACACUAACCAGCAGUAACCGUGCUGACCUGGAGGCUGCUAAGCGAUUGGCUAAACGGCUCUACAACCUCGAUGGGUUCAGGAAGUGUGACGUCUCGUGCCACUUGUGCAAGAAUAAUGACUUCAGCCAGAUGGUAGCAGAGGAGUACCUGGCUUGCUUUAAUUUUACAGGGCAAACGUUGGAUCAGGCACUGAGGACAUUUUUACAGGAAUUUGUGCUAAAAGGAGAAACACAGGAGAGAGAGCGAGUCCUAGCCCACUUCUCACAUCGAUACCUGCAGUGCAACCCUAUUCUCACUCUCUCUGAAGACAGCAUCCACACGCUGACCUGCUCCCUGAUGCUGCUGAACACAGACCUGUAUGGCCCGAAUAUUGGCAAGCGGAUGUCCUGUUCUCAGUUCAUUGGAAACCUGGAGGGACUGAACAAUAGCCAGGAUUUCCCAAAGGAACUUCUCAAGGCGCUCUACAACUCCAUUAAGAAUGAGAAGCUUCAAUGGACAAUUGAUGAGGAGUUGCGUAAGUCGUUCUCGGAGUUGGGAGAGCAUCGUGAAGACACAAAUUCAAGAGACAUGAAGUGCACAGGGAGAGGGAUAGUGCCAGCAUCUGGUGCACUUCUCUACAAGAUGGGUUUCCUGGUACGCAAAGUCCACGCUGACAGUGACGGGAAAAGAACUCCACGUGGAAAAAGAGGUUGGAAGACUUUCUAUGCUAUCCUGAAGGGUCUUAUUCUUUACCUCCAGAAGGGUGAGAUUCAGCCUGAUAAGCAGCUUUCUGAUGAAGAUCUGAAGAACGCCGUGUCCAUCCACCACUCGCUGGCUGUUAGAGCCACUGAUUAUCACAAGCGGCCCAACGUGUUCUACCUGCGCACGGCCGACUGGAGGGUCUACCUGUUCCAAGCUCCGAAUGCGGAACAAAUGCAGUCUUGGAUUACUCGCAUCAAUACAGUGGCAGCAUUGUUUUCUGCGCCGCCUCUCCCAGCUGCCAUUGGUUCCCAGAAGAAAUUCAGUCGUCCACUGCUACCAGGCUCCACCUCCAGACACUCACAGGAGGAACAGGUAGAAGCUCAUGAGGCUCGCUUUCAUGCCACCUCCACAGAGUUGGCAGAGCUUCGCUCAUACCCACCUGAUCGGAAGGUCAAAGGUCGUGAGCUUGAGGAAUACCGGCUUAGGGAGGAGUAUUUGGAGUUCGAGAAAACACGAUAUGAGACAUACAGCAUGCUACUGAGAGCGAAGCAGCGCUGUGAAAGUGAUGAUCUGUCAGUCUUUGAGGCCAUGCUGCUGGCAGAGGGGUCUCUGCAGAGGGCUCAGUCCAGCCCCAGUCUCCAGGAGAUCAGUGUCACUUGCAGCACCAGAGACAAAGCUCCUUCCAACACAGGCAAUGGCACAGGCACAAGCCAAGGCCAGAGACACAGUUAUCGCCAGGCUGUCAGAAAAUGACUCAGGAAACUUGCAGAAAGCUCUUUGUUCUAGGAAUGAAGUGAGGUGAUUCUCUUUUCCUGCUCUUUGUGCCUGGAAGUAGUGGCACAGAUCCUGACUGAGUCUGACUCUGAGAUCAUAAUGUGGUCAAAGAAGUCACAGUGCAGGAGCUGAAUAAAGAUGUGGAGGUACAGGAAUGUGUGGGGAAACACUCCAUGGUGUUUGUCAAGGGCUGAAUUGAGGGACAGAAGAAAUUUUAUCUGUUCAUCUACAACCCCUCUCUCCCAAUGCCCAUUAUGUCUUCAGUUUCCAUGUGUUCUUUGGAUUUGCACACACAGAUCGAAUCAAUUUUAGGACCAAAAAGAGCUCUGUACCUUUAAAAAUGACUGUUAGCCCUGCAGCAUCGUAACGGCAGUUACUCAAAUCGAUGGUGUUGUCGAUCCCUGUUUUUACAAACCAUACUAGAAUUCCACUCACUAUUCAUGUAGUUUAUGGAACCAAAGGGCAUCUCAGCCCAUAAAGUUAUAUCUUAUUUGUGCCCACAAUUUUUACUUGCAUGCAUAACAGCACAUAGCUGUUCCAAUUAUGUGAUUCUGCUGGACUGAAUCCCAAACAGUAUGAUUUUAGUUCAGCACCAAGGUAUAACAAUGUAGUCAAUUUGGAAGCUGUUAUAAAAGGAUUCUGUCAGUCGUUAAUUUUGACCAGAAAUCACUUCCAGGAAUCAACCAACUUGAAAUAACUCCCAGUGGCACUACAAUUAAAAAAAAAUACAAUUUGUGGACUGAGUGGAUUCUCUUUGGGAUCGAACAAGUGGCUUUUCAUUUUGAAUGCAAAAAUUUGUAUACCCCAGAAUGUCUCUUGCACUCAAACUCAAAUAUUCUUACCUUUAUUAUAUGUCUCUGGAGUUUAUUUCCAUUUUGAAUAUUAUAACAUGUUACUCGUCCUUAAUUCUUUUUCUUGGUUUUCUUGGCUGAGUGUUUUUGUCUAAUGUGGCCAGCAUGGCUGAAUAGUGAUGGCUUCUUGUAAACUCCUCUCUUCUGCAAAAAAGCAGUGAAUCUAGUGGUGAUGAGAAAUAUACAAUGUCUUUUGGCUGUCUUUUAGGCUUCUCAUGUUUCCUACCUUUCUUUCUGGAUGCCCCCUAUGGCACCUGGUCGUUUCCUAAGUCUUCUGCUCCGACGGAUUAAUUCUGAUUGUGAUGGAUUUAAAACUACUGAAAUCCAAUUAAGUAACCAUUGUCAUGUCAUUGAAAGCCACCAGCAGUAACCAAAAAGCAAACACAUCACAUCAUAUAAAAGCUGGUACCAGUAAAAUGUGAUUUCGUUUUUAUAUGGCAAUCGACUUUGCAUAGGACAGCUUGGCCAAUGGUUAACAUGGAUCUGAUUUCGAUCUGGCUAACCAUAGACAUUUGACCAAGAAAUACAAAUAACAAAAUUCAGCUGAAAUACAAGACACGUUAAAUGACUAGGUGUACAUGGUGCAAGUGUGUCUGAUUUUAUUUUUGUUUUUCACUUGGGUAGUGGAUACAAUUUGAUCCAUUAUUGUGUUAUGUUUUGUAUGUGUAUAUGAAUGAGUGCUUGGAAAAAAAUUCUUGAUCAAUCAAAUGUAUUUUGAAUGUGCGGUACAUGGCUGGAUCAUGGAUAAUCAGUUUAUGGAUCAUCAACUGCAUCCUGUUCAGCAUAGACCUAUAUUUGUAUGCUCAGUCAGAACAUUUUCAUGUUCACUUAUUGGCACGCUUUGACCUGUAUGAGAGAUAUUAAUACACAAAUGAAAAUCUAAUGUCUGUAUAUUGUAUGUAUAUUAAUUACCAAGGCAUCGUCUAUUAGAAUAUUAUAAACUCAGUGAGUCAUGGUGAUGAGAUUCAGCAGUCACAUUAGGAGAUUCACUUGUUCUCAUCAUAUAAUAUAUUUAUUAUUCUGUUUGGUAAAAUGGUUUCAGCAAGUAAAUGUUGCAAAACAAA